AUGCCGCCACUUUCGUGGCCUCUCGUGCCACCCUGGGAAUACAUGCUACGCGAGAUUAUCCUCAAAUCGGUCAGCCCGUCACCACUGGAUACCAAUGCACCCUACAAGCGUCCGUUGGAUGCUACUUACUACGGCGGGCCGGUCGCUGCUUACUCGGACGACGACAAGAAUGUCAUUCUAUCGCGUGGAAACGUUUAUCAUUUGCUGAAUGGCCACUGGAUACUAUGUCAGGACGGAUGCGUCGACUGCGAGCCAUGCGCAGUUCAGAGGAAUCCCAUAUUCACGUGGAUUCUGCGGAGGAUCAAGCAACCGCCAAAUUCCAUCCCGACGCGACAUGAUCUCCAGUUGACGAUAAUGCCGCAAACGAGCAAUCACUUCCACGCUAGUAAUUUCUGGGCGAAUUACUACGUUUACGUGACACCACAGGAGGUACCUACGUCAAUCUCGACGAUUAGAACGCAGCACGACAGUGACCCGAAAAAUCCCUCGCCUGGUCUUGAAAACAGUUUUCCCGAGCACCAUCAUCGAUCGAUGAAUUCCUGGCGGUUAACAGAACGAGACGACUCGAGCGCCAAUCGGGACAGGGUACCACAAGAGGAUAACCACGCCGUUCAGGAGUCUGUGAACAUUGAGAAGAUCGAGAAAGAGGAAUCAUCCGAGCGGAAGCACGGACUCGAGAAUAUGAGACCUCGACAUCGACCUCGGCCGAGACCCGUGGAAAAACUAGCGGAAGAAGUGAAUCAAUUGGCACCGAGAUUGAUCCUAGGAACCGAUCAAAAAGGUCAAAAGCAUUUGGUUCACGUGGUACCAGCGAAUUAUCCGACGACUACUGCGCUUUCUGCAAUUUCUUUUUCUUCAGAUCAACCAAUAUCGUCACAGUUCGUGGAGAAUCAAAAGACAUACUCAAAUAAUACGAUGUCUGAGGACGAGAGUCAAACUUAUCAUCAAAUAUUUCGCAGAGUUUUUGAUUCCUUAAACACGCACAGAGAAUCAAUCAAAAAUUUUCUCGAGUCAUCGACGGAUAACGUAGAUGGGCAUCAAUCAUCUCCCUCGAUAGAUAAUAUGGAAGCCGCUGGAUUUUCUUGGAAUAAUCACGAUGUAAAUUACAAAAAUACUAAUUUUGAUUCUCACGACGCUUUAUUGUCGCCUUUUUAUGCAGGAAAUGAAAAUAAAACUAGGAAGUAUCAGCGAUAUAGAAACAGAUAUGAUAACAAACAUAUUAAACAAAACAAUGAUUAUUACAUGACAUCUCCAGAUAUGAAUCAAGUUAAAAUAUCGCGUAGCCAGUCACAAACGGGUUUUAAUUUUGACAUUGAUAGACAACGGCGAAGAGUCCGUAUCAAACCAUACUUUGUUAAUAGUAAAAAUAUUUCAAGAAUAAAUUCAUCGGUAUCGUUACAAAGUUUGAACAAUUAUUUGGUAAAUACUACUCAGGAAUCUGGUUUUAGUAAUGGCUUUGCUAUCGAUUCCGCAAAACAAAUUGAUCUUAAUGACACAUUUGUUGAGAAAGCAAAUGACAAUUCUGUAGAAUCGAGUUUGAUAACAAAACAGGAGAACGGACAAUUGUUCGGCUUAGAAAGGCCGGGAAAUGGCGAUGUUAAUCGAGAAUUCAAGGUUUCGCACGAUGCUUUCAAGGUAAUUACUACCAAGUCGCCGGUAAUUCGAAGCGAAACUUUAAAUCGCACUACAAUAUUAUAA
Messenger RNA from Acromyrmex echinatior (Panamanian leafcutter ant), 1698 nucleotides. RefSeq lists its product as uncharacterized. The record is from RefSeq and is a predicted model, not a curated record. NCBI's taxonomy places the organism in Eukaryota, Metazoa, Arthropoda, Insecta, Hymenoptera, Formicidae.